Mercenaria mercenaria is the source of this 6362-nucleotide messenger RNA. RefSeq names its product fibroblast growth factor receptor 3-like. The record is from RefSeq and is a predicted model, not a curated record. Gene Ontology annotation, biological process: positive regulation of kinase activity; cell surface receptor protein tyrosine kinase signaling pathway; protein phosphorylation. The coding region runs from base 97 to 972 and encodes 291 amino acids. Lineage: Eukaryota; Metazoa; Mollusca; Bivalvia; Venerida; Veneridae. The transcript has 7 exons. Gene Ontology annotation, cellular component: signaling receptor complex. Gene Ontology annotation, molecular function: ATP binding; transmembrane receptor protein tyrosine kinase activity.
ACCUCUGAUGUUGGUCUUACUGAUACGAAAUUGUUUGGUAGAUUGCGUCUUGGCAAACUUAUCGGAAGAGGCGCAUUCGGUGACGUGUUCGAAGGUAUGGCUUCCGAUGCUAACAGUGUGUGGAGAAAAGUAGCCGUGAAGAAGAUCCGAGAUAACGCAACAACAGAGGAAUCGGACAUGCUAAUAAGGGAAUGUCAAUAUUUAACUGACAGUGGGAAACAUCCAAAUAUUAUACAAGUAUUGGGAACUGGAGAAAUAAAUGGGUCCUUGAUAAUGGUUCUGGAGUUUGCAGACAAUGGAGACUUACUUGCUCACCUGAAAAGCUUGGAACGCACCAAUCACAAAGUUAUACAAAACCUUGACUCAUCAGAAUGGAAGGCUUAUUUGCAGAACACACAUCCUCGUUUAUUUCUAUAUAUGUGGCAUAUUGCCAAGGGCAUGGAGUAUCUGGCUAGAAUGAAGAUUAUUCAUCGAGACCUCGCAGGAAGAAAUAUUCUGUUAUCUUCUGAACAUGUGGCAAAAAUAUCAGACUUUGGCUUGUCACGUGACGUAUAUGAAAAUGGCUACUAUUAUCAAAAUUCUAACGGUAGAAUGCCUUAUAAAUGGAUGAGUCCUGAGUCAUUGUUCAGUGGAAAGUAUACUACAAAAAGUGAUGUUUGGUCAUUUGGUAUUUUGCUCUGGGAAAUCGUUACACUGGGUGCAAACCCCUACCCCGGGAUACCACCAGACAUGCUCCAAAACAUGUACAAACAUAAUUACGUCAUGCCAUCGCCGCCUUUAUGUCCUGAAUAUAUAUACAGUAUUAUGGAGGAAUGCUGGAGCUUUCUACCGGAAAAGAGACCAGGAUUCGAUUCUUUGUUGGACACAUUUGACAAAUUGCUACAAACGGUAGUAAAUAAGGAAUACAUGGAUGUUUUCAAAUUGGAUGGAAAAGAAGAUUGUGUAUCUAAUGCGGACGAUAACAUUACUUGAAAAUGGACGGGAACAACAAUUGUACACCGAUAAUCUUAUAUGUGAAUUAUCGUUAAUAGGUGGAACACACUUCAAGUAACUUUAUAACAAUCAUAAAGAGAAAAGGAAAAUACGAUCCAAAAAUAUAUAGCUGUUAUUUGCUUUCCUUGUCAUCGAAUAUGCGGAAACUGUUGAAAAUUAAAUGAGUUUAUAUACAGCUAUUAUUAGUUUUAGUACAAUAAGUGAUACCUGAGAAAAAAACGUAACAUAAGUAACGAUAGAAGUUUGAACCCCAAUUUCUCAGUGGUUGUCAGAGAAAUUUGACAAACUUAUAAAAGUUCCGUAGUGAUUGUCAGGGGUGUGUGUAUGUGGAACUAAAAUUCUUAACCAAUUAUGGUGAUUAAUACUUUAUAAAUGAUUAACUCGUCUAUGAAGUGUGUUGUAUGUGAUACCGGGUAUUUACUAAACUUUCAGGCGUUAAAUGAUGUGAAAAUGUUUCUAUAUUUGUAAUAUAUUUCAAAUACAAAAGAAAAGAUAUCAGGUGGAUAAUUGUGAGUUACGUGUGGAAAUAUUUACGCUUAUCACAUGACUGUGGCAUUUUCCUUUGAAGUGUUUGAAAUUUGAAAUGUUUUGAGUAGAUCUAAAUAAAUGUUCUUAAAAUAGUAUUUAUUUGUUUGGAUUAUGCAUACAUAGAUCUUUUGGAGUAUACAAACAUAUAAGGAAAUCCUAUAAUGUGUUUUAGUAAAAACAUCUGUGCCUUUAAAACUGUGAGCGAUACCUGUGUGUAACGGAAUUUAGAGCACGGCUAACUGUGGCGAUACCAGAAUUUAGUAAACACAAAACUUCAAAGGAAAAUGCCGCAGUCAUGCGAUAACAUCUAAUUGGAGAAUCUUUUCCGCGUCUCAAGCUCGCGCUUAUGCAAAUCAAUAUGAAAUGUUUCUAAGGGAGGCUCAAUAGAGGGAAAAUAUUUUUAAAUAUUUUAGAUUUAAGAUAUUCAAAAAUGUAUUCAGUUUACUUUUUUUAUCAUGCGAUAAAUCAGUUAGACAAUACACACGCGUGUGUUACCGGCGAGUAUCAUCAUGCUUGGAAGAAUCUCAGCGAACGUAAUCUGGCAGCAUACUCGCCUCUCCGAGGCUCGUUUGCUACCCAAAUUACGUUCCCUGAGAUUCCCCAGCGCAUGAUGAUACCAGCUGGUAACACACUUGUUUGUAUUAUCUAACUUAUACAAAAUUUUAUGACACGAUGUCAAAACGUAGUGUUGAGUACUGCGUUGAUAAACUUAUCAACAUUUAAAUGAUUAAAAGAAAUACAUGUAUGUAAAUAUUCCAGUCACCAAACAGACUGGUGCUUUUUGCCUCACUAUUGAAGAGUUACUUAAAUAAGCUUGGUAACUUGUAACUGGAAUUUCACUGGAUCAAUGGUAAAAUUGUUUCUAGUUGAGCUAGGACAUAUUUUAAAGAACUUUUGGUUAAAUUUACUGAAACAUCUCUUUUUUCAACCUAGAUGCACUUUGAAAAGCACAACCAGUAUUAUCACUUUUAUUUUGCUUAAAUGUGUUUAGUGAGUGUAUGUAAUAUAUUAAUACAUGACUCUUUAUAUAAAUUGCCUGUCCAUAGUGCUGUUGAUCGGUCUAUACGUCGAUACUACAUUUUGCUUUGAUGAAGUAAAAAAUUGAAGAAAAAUUUACAUCGGGCAAUAGUUUUACUAUGGCCAGCAAGCCAUUCAAUAAUGUAUACUUUUAUCUUCUAUUAUCCUGUCACUUGCAGUAUUUUCGACCCGAUAUCAGGGUGCCGUAUAUCUUUCUUGAUAUACCGUCAGUUGAUCAUGUGACCAGUGAUAUACGGUCAGUUGAUCAUGUGACCUUAUGAUCGAUAUUGUUGUCAUAAGAAAUUUUGCAACGAAACCAUCAUCAUUGUGUUGGAAAUGUCCGAACUAAGAAAAUGAGUGGUCAAAUAAUGAGUUUUUAUUCAAAAACGAAGAAGUUAUUGCGAUUUUGCCGGUAAUCACGUCAUUAUAUAAGUGACGUCAUUACGAAUAUGACGUCAUUAAAGCGGUUGUCGCACACUUAUUUUUGUAAAAUAAAUUGCCAAAUAUCGGAAAAUGAAGUAAUGACAAGAUAAAUAGAAUAAUAGGUUAGUGCCUAAGAUGGAGAAAGUUUAUCUGGCUCGGCUCCGGACGUUAUCAGGUUCGCCUUCGGCUCACCCGAUAACCUCCUCCACUUCGCCAGAUAAACUUUCUCAUCUACGGCACUAACCUAUUAUUCUCUAUUUAUGUAACCCAUGCUAAUGUUUAUAUAUGCAAAAUGCAAUUCCAUCCUUCUAGAAGUUUUAAAAGACGAUAUAUAAUUUUUGAUCUGAAAUUCAGUAAAUUCGAGAAUUUGAUUAAAUUUGUAAACUUAUGAAAUUAACACAAAGGCAUUUGGUUACAAUAGGUGUUAUAUGCUUGUUAAAUGUCGAAAAUAUAUUAAUAUUUCAGGAAAUAUCUUGCAUUCAGUGAUAACGAAUCAGAAUGAGUAUCUUAACAUUUGGACUUUAAAAUACCAGUUUAGGCAAUAUCCCGGAAAUGGCCAAGUAAACGUUAUUAGGAGUUGGGGGUAACAAUUGAAAUAAUAGUCAAUUCUUUGGGGACUUAGUCCCGAAUAUUUUCAAUAUUUGAUUUUUUGUUCACUGCAAAGAAGUUUCACAAUUUAUGUUUAAUAGUUUUAGUAUGCAUAGAAUGAGGUUAAUAACACUUUUUAAAAAAUUACACACUCACACCUUUUUUUUGCACAGCACCUUCUCGAUAAAAUGAAAAGUUUUGAAUUUUCAGGCAUCUAUCUAUACUGUUAUAUUUUAUGGUUUGUUCAGGUUCCCCAUAAUAACUUUAGCUGACAACAUGUACUAUACUAGUUCAAUAUUUACAUAUACAGCCUAUAUUAUGUAAUCAUGUCUCACCAUUCAGCAUAAAUAUCAUUAAUAGUCGUUUCAACUGAUAGUGACUGAAUGAGCAAUAUUUUCCAACUGUGUAAGCUUACUGGAUCACGCGGACUUAAUGACUUUUUACAGGUAGUGCGCAUUAAGGGAAAUAAUAAUAUUAACACCAGUCAGCUACCAAACGUAUAUAUAACAAUAAGUAUUUGUCAAUCUAUAUUCAGUUUAUAUAUAUAUAAACUGAAUAUAGAUUGACAAAUACUAAGAACAACUACUCUGACGUUUAAUAUUGCCUGUUUAAAAUGAAUACAGUUGCACAUAAUCAUGUUUAGCAUUAUCAAUUCUAAAAAUCGGUAUUUUCUAGAAGAUUGGUACCAUAAGAAAUAAGAACAUCAGGCCAUCAAAACUAUGUUCUCACUGUAAAAGAUACAAAAAAAAGACAUUUCAUGUAAACAAUGUUGGCCCGGUGUACUUGGUGUAUAUAUUUCCAAAGAACGAUAAUACUGAUACAAUUAUUAUCAUUUAUUCUAACAUGACUCGAUUUGAUUUCCAGUUAAACAAAGAAGGAAUUCAAGCUCUGUAUAUUCUGCGAUAAACAACGGUUGACGCGCGGACCGGUAAGAGAGCAUAUUAUGACGUCAUAUUGCCGCAUGACGUCCGAUACAUUACUCCUCGGAUAAAUGAAGUCCAGCAUAAUAUUAAUUAAAAUAUGCCAAUGAGCAUGUCAGAACUAAAACAAUCAAGGCCUUCUUGUGAUUUAUCGUCUAAUUUACCACGGUUGAUCAUUCAGAUGCUGCAGUAUUUAACCACUCGGGCUAACGCCCUCGUGGUUCAGUUCCUACGCAUCUGAACUCUGAACCGUGGUAAACUAGACGAUAAACCACUCGAAGGCCUUGAUUAUUUGUUAAGUAAAAAGAAAGCAAAAAGGGCACAUAUUUAGUGAUUUUAAUGUUGCUUUAAAUAUGCUUUCAAUUGCAUAACCCAGUUACAAAGAACUUUUGACUUUUGAUUGAAUAUAUUUUCCACAGAGACUUUCAUUUGGAAGGUAAAUUGAUAGAAUUUUUGUUUUUCUCUAUUUUUGUAAUAAUUAUAAGGUCUAUGUAGUUACAAAAUUGAAUUAAAACAUAAAAUCAAGCUUUUCUCUGACUUUGAUCAUCAUUAGACACUGGUAACUUUGUUGAUUUUUUUAAAAAAAGCGAUUUUGUGGGAUAGUUCACUCUGGUUUUCAUGCUUUCUCUGAAAAUGUAAACUUAUGCCAAAGUGAACCAUCCCCAAGAAUUGGUGUUUUAAAAAUAUCUGAAUCAAACCUGCAAAAUUCGUAUUAUGUUACCUUAUAUUUACAUUUGUCAUGUAUCAUGUAUUGAGUGAAAUAAUAAAAUCUUAAAAAUCUUUAAAACUGGACAGUCCAACCUAGCUUUAACAUUCCAGAACACUUCUCUUUUUCACUCCAUUGACUAGGGAGAGUGUGCAGAACGCCACCAUACAAAUUAAGUGGUGACAAGAUAUGCCACCAUACUACACAGUGUAUUUGUUUUUCAACGAUGUGUACGAGUGUUUAUGCAUACUUCCAAUUUUUCAUUUGAAUAUUUGUACAUAUUUUUUUUAUCUCAAAUAAUUUAAGAGACAUGAGUAGGCUAUUACUUCAUAUUAUUAUUAUUACUUAACAUCUGUACGUGACAGAUUUAUUGCUUAUUAUCUUUUCUUGUCUGUGUAUUUUGUAUGUUGUUUUUUUUUUUUGUGCUGUUACACACAAGCAAAUGCCUUUAUAUUGAACAUAUAUUUGUUGACACACUUGUCCAGAACUUUGAUAGUAUUAACACUAUUGUUAGCACACUUUUAAAUAAUAUACAUUUUGUUAUUAUGUACUUUAAUGUAAAUAGUCACAAAACAGUAUAGGGCAAAAUCUUGUUACCCAGGCCAAAUGAACGAAGAAGCCAGUUAUUUGCCAGCCAGGGAUGUGUUACGUCAUUUUUGACGUCAUUUUACCCUGUGUUGUCACGAUGAAAAAUUCGUAAACGUCCCUUUUUUAUAAGAUUAUGUUUAGGUAGUUUGGGUAUAUAAUAAACAAUUUAUUAAACGGCAACAACGGCCCUUACAAGGGUUUUAGCACUACUUAAUUUAUAUUAAUACUCGGUUUACACACUGCAAAUAUAGGUUAAGUUAUGCGUAUAACCAAUUCCUGCCAACCAUGGCCGUUUAAUAGGUGUAGGCCUAUAUUACUCACAUUAAUACUCUUUUUUGGGGGGAAAUAUUGAUGAAAGGCGAAAACAUUUUAUUAAAUCAAAUUAAACUAAGCGGCAAUGAAUUCAAAUCGCAUACGUUUUCUUUGGCCGUUGAUUCACAGUGGACAUUAUCUACAAUUAAAUAGUACAUUUUUAAAACUUGUUAUUUUAUGACAUUAAAUGUAUGUCAUAUGCUUAAAACAGUGUUAAUGCUAAAAGUAGUGGAAAAAACUGGAGAAAACUGAGCAAUUGUUUUCUAUUUGUCUUUCAUAAGAAUAAA